AGGAAAAGGAGAGGGACCUGCUGAAGAUGAGAGCUCGGGUAUUCUGGCUCAUCUCUUUCUUUGCAACCACUGAGGGCCAUGAUGGCUUCCUGGAGAGAAGUGAUGGCAUCAAAACAAAAAGAGAACUCAUUGUGAAUAAGAAAAAGCCUCUAGGCCCAGUCCAGGAAUAUGAGCUGCUGCUUCAGGUGGCCUAUCGAGAUUCCAAGGAGAAAAGAGAUUUGAAGAAUUUUCUGAAGGUUUUGGAGUCUCUGUCAUUAUGGUUACAUGGGCCAAUGAAGAUUAUCAGAGCAAAGGCCACCACGUACUGUGGCAACCAGAAUGGGGUCCUGCGGUGUGCCUGUGAAGAUGGCUACACCUGGUUUCCCCCCUCAUGCCUUGAUCCCCAGAAAUGCUGCCUUCACACGGAUGGAUCACACCAGAGCUGUGACUGUCAUCUCAACAACCUCGCCCAGAGUGUCAAUUUCUGUGAGAGAACAAAGGUUUGGGGCACUUUCAAAAUUAAUGAAACAUUUACCAAAGACCUUUUGAAUUCAUCCUCUGCUACAUACUCCAGAUAUGCCACUGGAAUUGAAAUUCAACUUAAAGAAGCAUACAAAAGAAUUCAAGGUUUUGAGUCAGUUCGUGUCACCCAAUUUCGGGAUGGAAGUGUCGUUGCCGGGUAUGAGGUUGUUGGCUCCAGCAGCACCUCUGAGCUGCUGUCAGCCAUUGAGCAGGUGGCAGAGAAGGCUGAGGCAGGCCUUCACCAUCUGUUUCCACUAGAAGACGACUCUUUCAGAGUAUUCGGAAAAGUCCAGUGUAACAGCAUCGUCUUUGGAUUUGGGUCUAAGAAUGAUGAGUAUACUCUUCCCUGUAGCAGUGGCUACAUUGGAAGCAUCACGGCCAGGUGUCAGCCCUCUGGGUGGCAGGUCGUCAAGGAAACCUGUGUGCUCUCUCAGCUGGAAGAACUGAAGAAGAAUUUCAGUGUGAUCGCAGGUAAUGCCACUGAGGCAGCUGUGUCAUCUUUUGUGCGAAAUCUUUCAGUCGUCAUUCAGCAAAGCCCAUCAACCACAGCUGGGAAUCUGGCUUCAGUGGUGUCGAUUCUGGGUAGCAUUUCGUCCCUGUCACUGGCGAGCAAUUUCAGGGUGUCUAAUUCGACAAUGGAGGAUGUCAUCAAUAUAGCUGACUAUAUCCUUAAUUCAGCAUCAGUAACCAAUUGGACAGUAUUGCUGAAGGAAGAAAAGCGUGCCAGCUCACGAUUACUAGAGACAUUGGAAAAUAUCAGCAUUCUGGUACCUCCGACAGCUCUGCCUCUGAGUUUUUCUCGGGAAUUCAUUGACUGGAAAGGGAUUCCAGUGUCCACAACCCAACUCAAGAAGGGUUACAACUAUCAGACUGAAAUGUUUCAAAAAAACACCUCCAUUCCCAUCAGAGGCCAUGUGUUCAUUGGGUCAGAUCAAUUCCAGAGGUCCCUUCCAGAAACUAUUAUCAGCAUGGCCUCAUUGACCCUGGGGAACAUUCUAUCCAUUACCCAAAAUGGAAAUGUUCAAGUCAAUGGGCCUGUGAUAUCCAUGGUUAUCCAAAACUAUUCCAUAAAUGAAAUUUUCCUGAAUUUUUCCAAGAUAGAAUCAAACUUGAGCCAGCCUCAAUGUGUGUUUUGGGAUUUCAGUCAUUUGCGAUGGAACAACGCAGGCUGCCACCUAGUGAAUGAAACUCCAGACACGGUGAUGUGUCGAUGUACUCACCUGACCUCCUUCUCCAUGCUGAUGUCAUCCUUUGUCCCCCCUGCCAUCAUUCCCAUUGUGAAAUGGAUCACCUUUGUGGGACUGGGCAUCUCCAUGGGAAGUCUCAUCUUAUGCCUGAUCAUUGAAGCUCUGUUUUGGAAGCAGGUCAAGAAAAGCCAGACCUCACACACACGUCAUAUUUGCAUGGUGAACAUAGCCCUGUGCCUCCUGAUUGCUGAUGUUUGGUUUAUUGUUGCUGCCACUGUGGACACCACGGUAAACCCUUCUGGAGUCUGCAUAGCUGCAGUGUUCUUGACGCACUUUUUCUACCUCUCCUUGUUCUUUUGGAUGCUCAUGCUCGGCGUCCUGCUGGCUUAUCGGAUCGUCUUCGUGUUCCAUCACACAGCCAUGCCUUUGAUGAUGGCUGUCGGGUUCUGCCUGGGCUAUGGAUGCCCUCUCAUUAUAUCUGUCAUCACCAUUGCGGUCACACAACCUAGCAAUGGCUACAAAAGGAAAGAUGUGUGUUGGCUUAACUGGUCUGAAGGGAGCAAACCUCUCUUGGCCUUCGCUGUGCCUGCACUGGCUAUUGUGGCUGUGAAUUUGGUUGUGGUGCUGUUAGUUCUCACGAAGCUCUGGAGGCCUGCUGUUGGAGAAAGACUGAGUCAGGACAACAAGGCCACGAUUGUCCGCAUGGGGAAGAGCCUCCUCAUUCUGACCCCUCUGCUGGGGCUCACCUGGGGCUUUGGCAUAGGAAUAAUGGUGGACAGCCAGAAUCUGGUUUGGCAUGUUAUUUUUGCAAUACUCAACGCAUUCCAGGGGUUUUUCAUCUUAUGUUUUGGAAUCCUCUUGGAUAGUAAGCUGCGACAACUGCUGUUCAACAUGUUGUCUCCUUUAAGCUGUUGGAAGCAAGCAUCAAAGCAAAAAUCAUCAGAUUUGUCUGCCAAACCAAAACUCGCAACGCCUUUCAACCCAUUGCAACACAAAGGCACUUAUGCGCUUUCUCACACUGGAGAGUCCUCAGACGACAUCAUGCUAACUCAGUUUUCUUCAACUGAAUAAGGCUGGGAACCAUAAAAUCAAGGAAAAUUUUUUGGAACAAUUUGACAUUUAGAGCUAAAUGUCAGUGAAGAAAUUAUGCUCAAUAUUAGAAGGAAUUUUUCUGAUUUAGGAGUCUGGGAGUUUUCAGUGGCUUCAUCACUGCCCUGCUUAUUGUCAAUUAAAUGGAAAGACUUAUUUCCAUGUGGUUUGAUUCAAAAGAAUUGCCGCAAAAAUGUAGACGAGCAGGUUUUGUCGGAAAUUAUGUCAGUUGUACCAGCUUCUCACUGCCACAA
Diceros bicornis minor is the source of this 3031-nucleotide messenger RNA. It is a transcript of the gene ADGRF1, whose product is annotated as adhesion G protein-coupled receptor F1. Gene Ontology annotation, cellular component: plasma membrane. Lineage: Eukaryota; Metazoa; Chordata; Mammalia; Perissodactyla; Rhinocerotidae. The record is from RefSeq and is a predicted model, not a curated record. Gene Ontology annotation, biological process: neuron projection development; synapse assembly; cell surface receptor signaling pathway. The transcript has 14 exons. Gene Ontology annotation, molecular function: G protein-coupled receptor activity. The coding region runs from base 27 to 2759 and encodes 910 amino acids.